CUUCCCAUUGCUGCAGGCAUCCCCAAACUUCAGCCCUCCAGAUGUUUUGGACUACAAUUCCCAUCAUCCCUGACCACUGGUCCUGUUAGCUAGGGAUCAUGGGAGUUGUAGGCCAAAACAUCUGGAGGGCCGCAGUUUGGGGAUGCCUGCGUUGCUGUAUCUUACUGGGAGGUGGAGGAGAGAGGUGGCAGCAGGGUCCGUGUUGUGCAAUCUCACCAUCUGGAGCAUGGGUGUGUUUACACCAUGCUAACCUUCCCUGUCUCUUGGGUAAGGCACAGCAACUCCCAUGAUGAAAGGUCAGGUAAGGGGGAAGAGUGUUGUGCAAAAAUAGAGCAGUUAUAAGUUGUAUGUAAAUAAUAUACCGGGAUGCGGGUGGCGCUGUGGGUUAAACCACAGAGCCUAGGGCUUGCCAAUCAGAAGGUUGGCGGUUCAAAUCCCUGUGACGGGGUGAGCUCCCGUUGUUCGGUCCCAGCUCCUGCCAACCUAGCCGUUCAAAAGCAUGUCAACGUAGAUAAAUAGAUACUGCUCCAGCGGGAAGGUAAACGGCAUUUCUGUGUGCUGCUCUGGUUCGCCAGAAGCGCCUUAGUCAUGCUGGCCACAUUCCCGGAAGCUGUACGCCGGCUCCCUCGUCCAGUAAAGCGAGAUAAGCGUCGCAACCCCAGAGUCAUCCGCAACUGGACCUAAUGGUCAGGGGCCCCUUUACCUUUAAUAUACCAAAACAUUGCCCAUUAUAGUGGAACUUUGGUUUUCAAGCAUCUUGGAAGCCGAACAAUUCGGAACCCGAGUGCCGAAAACCCAGAAGCAAUCGCUUCCAUUCUCGAACGCACCUCAGAAGUCUAACGGCUUCUGCCGUGUUUUUCCAUUUUUUUCAAUGGAUUUUGCCAACUGCCCAUUGAUCCUCAGUUUUUGCUUUAGGCUAACAUUCAAAUUGCUUUUUUGAUUUAAAAAGCCAAGUUCUUUCUUUCUUUCUUUCUUUCCUUCGUUGUGCUGGGGAAAGGGCAUAGAAGCCUUUGACAGUCAUGUCAAAUGGUUUGCCAUGUAAAUAAAAGUUGAAUUUUUCCUUUUGCUUCACCUGGACUUUCCUUUUAGAUAACAUGAAGCCAGAUUAUGUAAAUAAAAUGGUUGGGCCUGCCAUGAUUAACUGAAAGUCUGUGGCCUCCAGGCAAAGAUUUCUUUGAUCUCCUGCCCCCUCACCCCCACACAUCCCAAUUAUCUUUUGUUUUCUUCAACAAAGCAAUUUGUGGGUGAGCAAAUAUAUCCACAAGUUGGUAUCGGUAGCUCGAAGCUCAAAGAACAGACUUAGCCCUGAUAUGAGAAUUUGGACAAUGUUUUCCUGCGCUGAAAGGAAUCUGUUUUCCACCGGGUUUUUCUCAAACUGUGGCAUGGAAAGGUGUGUGGGGAUGGAAACCCAGAGGGGAAUGGUAGCAUCUAGAACAGGCAUAGGCAAACUUGGCCCUCCAGAUGUUUUGGGACUACAACUCCCAUCAUCCCUAGCUAACAGGACCAGUGGUCAGGGAUGAUGAGAAUUGUAGUCUCAAAACAUCUGGAGGGCCGAGUUUGCCUAUGCCUGAUCUAGAAGCAGAUGGUGCCUUACCCCUCCAAGACCUCCGUAAAUUUAAACUGAAUUUAUAUUGCCCUUUCCUGGGGAGCUGCUUCUGUGUCAGCCUCUUACUUGCUCACAGGAGUUGAAAUGGCUUUUCACCAAAGAUAGACUAAAUUCUGUACAGUUGAUGGCGUUUAACAAAUGUUAUGGGGUUCAGUAUGGGGCGGCUCAGCAUUGCCAUUCUGGAUCCCCAAAUGUAGAGGAUCUGGUACGCUUUUUAUUGGAGUGUCCUUUCUAUCGAGAUCUGAGGAUCCGCUACCUUGAGCCCCUUAGUGUUGGAAUUACUGAUAACAGCUCUCCUUUCAGCAUUCAUCCUGUAUUUUUAUCUUGUGAACUGCUUUGAGAUCUUCGGAUGACGGGUGGUCUAUAAAUCAUCAUCAUCAUCAAUAUGUAUUGGCCGGAGAAGAUUAUUAUGCGACGUUUAGGACUGUGGAAUUUGUUCCCUUGGCUGUAGGGAGGCGGAAGACACUUGCUGUUUGAGAUGAUAAUGAAUGUUAAAACAUGUUGAUCAGCAGUAAUGGAAUAAUUUUGAUGAUAUUUCAGCAUGGUUCAAAGUAUUUUGCAUGCACCUGCUUUGUUGUUGCUGUUUUAAUGGUAUGUGUGAAUGGCCUGAUUGACUUAACGAGCAAUAAGCUUUGUGAAUACAGCACGGGUGGCGCUGUGGCUUAAACCACUGAGCCUCUUGGGCUUGCCGAUCAGAAGGUCGACGGUUCAAAUCCCUGCGACGGGGUGAGCUCCCAUUGCUCUGUCCCAGCUCCUGCCAACCUAGCAGUUUGAAAGCACGCCAGUGCAAGUAGAUAAAUAGGUACUGCUGUAGUGGGAAGGUAAACUGCGUUUCCGUGCGCUCUGGUUUCCGUCACGGUGUCCCGUUGCGCCAGAAGCUGUUUAGUCAUGCUGGCCACAUGAGCCGGAAAGCUGUCUGUGGACAAAUGCCAGCUCCCUCAGCCUGAAAGCGAGAUGAGCACCACACCCCAUAGUCGCCUUUGACUGGACUUAACAAUCCAGGGGUCCUUUACCUUUGACCACAUGUGUCAGUGCCUAUGAAAGAAGGCUCCACUUAACUAGAUCUGUUCAUUGUCAUGUGGGCACUGGUCCUAUGCACAGGAUGGGAACAACUCAGACUUGCAACCCGGCAUAUAUAUUUCGCACCUGGGGCAUAGGAAGACUCAUUGGACGCUGCCUUCUAUGGAGUCAGAGGACUGAUUGAACUAGCUCAGUGUUGCCUACACAGUCAGCCGCUCUACGGAGUUUCAGACAGGGAUAUUUCCCAGCCCUCCCUGGCGAUGGCAGGGAGUGAAACUGGGACCUUCUGUGUUUGCUCUAUCACUGAGCUGCAGCCUUUCCCCACAAACCACUGAGCUAUGGCCAUGGGCGAGCUAAUCCUCAGAUUAGAAGAAUUUGGGUCUUGUUCCUUUGAACAAAUGCUUUUAAGCCACUGCUUUGCAGUGCCAACCGAGGGCACUCUCUGCUCCUUUGAGUUUCAUUCUUCUUAAAUUAUUUGCUCAGCAAUAGUGACACAGGUGGGAUUUUCUAAGGAGGCUCCCCACCUGUUUGGCAGCAGCUGUUGCCUACAUAAACCGGACAGAAAAUCCCUGAAACUGUAGCUUAUAAUCACACAUUGGAAAUACACGGCAUUAUUCAAUUUAGAAAUUCCCCACUGGCGAGCUGACAAGUAUUUUUCCCGGACAUGUGCCACAGGCAGGGUGAGUCAUGGCUUUUCAUUUUGCUUCCUUAUUCUCCACCCCCCUCUGGAGCCCUUAUUUAAAGUCUGUGACAUCGGCUAACAAUAACAGAAGUGGCUUGGGAACGGCCUUGUUCAAAACUCUCUUAGAAGAAGGAUUCUUAGCUUGCAUAUUCACUGCUUUUUCAUUAUUAUUAUUAUUAUUAUUAUUAUUAUUAUUAUUAUUAUUAUGCGCUUGCAGGAAUUUGUCACAGUCUUGGUGCGAGACCCUCGGAUAAAAAAGGAAGACUCUUGGCAUUCACAUAUAGACUAUGAGAUCUUCAUUCAUACAAACAGCAUGUGCUUUACGAGGAAAACGUCUUGCGUCCGGCGGCGCUUUAGAGAAUUCGUGUGGCUUCGCCAGAGACUUCAGAGUAACGCAGCGCUAAUACAACUGCCAGAACUUCCAGCCCGAACGCCCUUUUUCAACACCAAUAACCCCCAACAUGUGGACCAGCGCCGACAAGGCUUGCAGCAGUUCCUCCAAAAGAUUCUGCAGAAUCCUCUACUGCUUUCAGACAGUAGACUUCACCUCUUUGUACAAACCCAGCUGAACCCAGAAGACAUUGAGGCAUGUGUAUCUGGACACACGAAAUAUUCCGUUGCAGACGCAAUCCACGAGUUUGCCUGUUUGAAACGACGGUUUCCUGUAGAAGACGAAGAGAGGAAAAAGGAGAAUUAUGCAGAUUCCGAUUCCGAAAGUUCAUCCUCAGGGCUUGGACACAGCAGUGAUGAUAACAUUUCCCAUGGAUGUAAAGGAAGCACAGACAGAGUUCCUGAAGAACCCUGAAAUAUCAUUUAUGUGUUGCCAUCACUCAAAUGACAGAUACACUUCUUCUAUCUUGGUUGAGAGUUACACAUGACAUAGACAGACCAUGCACCCAACUUUGAAGGGAUGUCUUUUCUCAGUUUUCAAAACAGCCUGUUCAUUUGCUAGGUAUGCAUUUUGUAGCCUUUGUUAUAUUGAACGAUACACAUUCUGUCUGCACCACAACACCUAAAUCAAUGAGAUUUCUUAAUGUGAUAACUGUGGGGUUCACUGUAAAGGAAAGGAAAGGGGUGGGGGUGGGGAGGCCCUGGAAUAUCAACAUUCUGGGAAUCCACAAAAGAUAUUUCCAUUUGGCAUUUUAAAUGGUGAUACUGUGGUGGUCUUUCUACGGUGGUGUUGACGACAUAACUCUCUUGCAACGCAGAAAAUCAAAACGCCAUUCAGUCAUAAGGUAGCGGAGGAGUAAGUGACCAAAUGGGUUUUCUGAAAAGUAUGUUUCGUUAUUAAGCGUUCACCUUGAAAGGGAACGCUUGGGUACAAUGCUAUAUGGCCAGUUACAGGCCAUGAAUUAAAUAGGCUUAACAGUGCAGUUCUGUAUAUGUCUACUCAAAAGUAAGCCACUUUGAGUUGAGUUAGGCUUACUGCCAGGCUGCAAUCUACUUGGCAGUAAACCCCAGUUGAGACAUAUAUAGUAUUGUGCUGUAAUCCUGCCUAACUGUAGCAACAGGUCUUACUUUUUGUGUGUGUGGCUAAGAAACACAUGUCUUGUGAAGAGGCCUAUCAUUAAAAAACCCUGUGCUGUUACAUGGAGAUAUAUAUAUAUAUAUAUACACACACACACACACACACACACACACACACACACACACACACACCAUUUUAAAGUGAAUGUUCUUGCAGGAGGUUGAAGGAAGGGAACACAUUAACCGGCGAGUAACAGAAAUAAACUUCUGGAUGAAAGCUUACUGUAUCACUGCAGAUGUUUAAAGUAUCUAGCUUGGCAGUGCCAUGAAUUAAUUUGUGUAUGUUUUGACAGCCCCACUAUAACCACUGGCACUUCAUCCAAAAUUACAUUUAUUAGGAAAUAAGUUGCGUUCAAAUCUAGUAAGGCUGAAAUCCUGUUCCUAGGUACCUGGGAGGAAACCUCCCUGAACUCAGUGACCCUUACUUCCGAGUAGUCAGGAAUAGGAUUGCAUUGCAGUUGUGUUUUAAGGGUCAGGGUGAGUUUGGGGGAUAGGAAUGGGGAGGACAGAUAACUGCCACGAGCCAAUGAUUUUUGUGUGCAUGUGAUGUCAGCAUUUGCACUUCAUUAAGUGUCUUGCAGAUAAUAUUUUUGUUGAACUGUACAAAAAUAUCCAGGGGCUCAAAUCACUGAAAGGGAGCUAGCAGCAAGAUACAUAUUUCGGCUACUGUUGGAAAAUAAUAAUAAUAAUUUGCGCCAUUAAAUAUGCAGUGAUUGGAAUUGUUGCUGGGAAAAAAGCAACAGACAUCAAAUAGGAAAACUGCAGCAGUGACUAAAAUGAACUGGAAAAAAGGACAUUGUUUACUUUUUAAAAUGACAUCGCUGUGCUCAUUACUGUUAAUUUGAAGCAAUUUGUGCACUUUAGAUUUAGUAGUCUGCAAAGAUACCAAGCCUAAAAACCUCUCAACAUUGAUGUGAUUGUACUUACUUGAUAUUUUGUCAAUCGAUAGUUGAUAUUUAGUUAUUUCAGCCUGAGCAUCAUUUCAGAAUUUAUUCAGUCUCGAGUUUGGGAUUUGUUAUGGUCAGAGUGUUGUUUGCUUUAUCACACAUUGCACAAAUUUACAUUUUGUAUUGUUACUGUGUAUUAUUUGCUUCCUAUACCUUGGACAGCUGCCUUUCACACUGUAACUGUGAUUUUCUUUUCUUUUUUGUACACCAAAUAUUAGUGUAAUAUUUAAAUGCUGACUCUUCUGUCUUCUACCUUUUUAAUAUGUGUAGAAAAUGUUUGUAUUUUGUCACAUUUCAAAAUAAAACAUCCUGUAAGUAUUUUAUUAUUUUAUUCUUUAUUUAAAUGCAGGGUGCUGACUUGCUUCAGGCUAACAUUUGUGGUGUGUUAAUGAUGAGAUUUACUAUAAUAUUUUGUUUUCUAAACAUAUAUCAUUAACAUUCCCCUCUUUUAAUGUCAAUUAAUUCCCAGCUUUUAAUUUUUUUAAUGCUUUCCCUUUUUGUGUACAUUCAAAAAAUAAAGGAGAAAGAAAUGUUAUAUUUCCAAA
Zootoca vivipara (common lizard) is the source of this 6327-nucleotide messenger RNA. Lineage: Eukaryota; Metazoa; Chordata; Lepidosauria; Squamata; Lacertidae. The record is from RefSeq and is a predicted model, not a curated record.